GCCCCCACCUCCCUCCUGCGUUCACGGGAGCGCGCUCCUUGUGCUUCCCUCUUUGCCGCCCCUUCCGCCCACUCGCCGGCCCCGCCGGCCUUCCGGUGACUCUGCUCGGGGUUGCCAGGUUCAGACACCUCCGUCUCCCCGCGGGAAGAGCGUUGGAGACCCGGCUCUGGAGUGUAGAUCAUCAAAACUUAAGCCACUAAACGCUGCCCUAGACCAAAUUCCUAACCUGACUGUAAAGAGAGGACUGUUCCUCCUCAGCCUCAUUUGAGAAGCAGGCUACUGCAAAGAGUUCAGAUCCAGAAGCUGCUGCCCAUCGCAGAGCUAUCUCUAGACGAAUGAGGUCCGGCGGGCCUUAGUCCAGAUUCCUUGCGAGGGUCGAAAUGCGAUGCCGGCAGGCGUCUCUGUUAAAGUAUCUGGCAAGGAAAACUUGUCCCUCGAUGGAGCGCGUGCAGCCAGACAGGCACCCAGGUUCGGGCCACGGAGGGAGAGAAGAACGAGAGCCAAAGUACUUGCAGGUCAGGGACUGCAGAGGAGAAGCCGCACCCUAGCCCUCGAGGUCCCUUGUACUCCACUCAAACGGCCACCCCACCGGCUGAAUAACGAAGGCCGCGACGAGGGAGCCUUCACACGUCGGGAAAAAGCGUACGCGAGGCUAGCAGGAUGUACAGUUUUUAUCACAGGUGCAAGCCGUGGCAUUGGCAAAGCUAUUGCAUUGAAAGCAGCAAAGGAUGGAGCAAACAUUGUCAUUGCUGCGAAGACCACCCAUGUAAACCCCAAACUUCCAGGCACAAUCUUUACUGCUGCUGAAGAGAUUGAAGCGGCUGGAGGAAAGGCCUUGCCAUGCGCUGUUGAUGUGAGAGAUGAACAGCAAAUCAGUAAUGCAGUGGAGAAAGCAGUGGAGCGAUUUGGAGGAAUUGAUAUUUUGGUGAAUAAUGCCAGUGCUAUCAGCUUGACCAACACAUUGGAAACACCUACGAAGAGAGUGGAUUUGAUGAUGAAUGUCAACACCAGAGGCACCUUUCUGACAUCUAAAGCAUGUAUUCCUUACUUGAAAAAGAGUAAAAUUGCUCAUAUACUCAAUCUCAGCCCACCGCUGAACCUAAAUCCACUGUGGUUCAAGCAGCACUGUGCUUAUACCAUUGCUAAGUAUGGAAUGUCUAUGUGUGUGCUUGGAAUGGCAGAAGAAUUUAAGGGUGAAAUUGCAGUCAAUGCAUUAUGGCCUAAAACAGCCAUCCACACCGCUGCUAUGGAUAUGCUGGGAGGAUCCGGCAUUGAAAGCCAGUGUAGAAAAGUUGAUAUCAUUGCAGAUGCUGCCUAUUCCAUUUUUAAAAAGCCAAAAACUUUUACUGGAAACUUUAUAAUUGAUGAAAAUAUCUUAAGAGAAGAAGGAAUAAAAAAUUUUGACAUCUAUGCAAUUAAACCAGGCCAUCCUUUGUUACCAGAUUUCUUCUUAGAUGAACACCCAGAUACAAUUACCAAGAAAAUGGAAUCACAUGAUGCUGUUCCAGAGUUGAAAGAAAAGAAGUCACAGCCACCACCAAAACCACGUUCUGGAGCUGUGGCAGAAACAUUUAGAAUUGUUAAGGACUCUCUCAGUGAUGACGUUGUGAAAGCCACUCAAGCAAUUUAUCAGUUUGAACUCUCAGGCGAAGAUGGUGGAACGUGGUUUCUUGAUCUUAAAAGCAAAGGCGGGAACGUCGGAUAUGGAGAGCCCUCUGAUCAGGCAGAUGUGGUGAUGAGUAUGUCUACUGAAGAUUUUGUAAAAAUGUUUUCAGGGAAACUAAAACCAACAAUGGCAUUCAUGUCGGGAAAAUUGAAGAUUAAAGGAAACAUGACCCUAGCAAUCAGAUUGGAGAAGCUAAUGAAUCAGAUGAAUGCCAGGCUGUGAAGGAAAAGGAAAAAAAAAAAAUGUCAAUCACUAAGCUCAAAAAGUAAAAGAGAUCAACAGUUAAAAUCUGUUUGUUUUUUUCCCUUUUGUAUUAUAAGGAUAUGCAAGUUUGUUCUGGAAAAAAUAGAAUUUCUGUAUCUAUAAGACUUGAAAUUGUAAUUAAAACAGCUAGCUAAUCAAACAUAAGCUUCAUUAAGUGGAAUUGUAAGACAGUCUGCCUAUCGAAUUUUGUGAGUUUUGCCGUCUGAGAGCUAGAUUUCAUUCACUGUGGGAAAGGUAUGAUGAGCAACUAAUCAUGUUCAAGCAGUAAAAUUAGCUCUUUUCAACACUUCUUCCCUUACAAAAGGUGGUUAGUCUGUUUUAAAUUUUUCGGUUUGGGAUUUAUGCUAAUGAAAUCUUAAUGGUAUUUUAGAUUUUUAUAUACUUGUUUUAAGGAAGAUCUUCUACAACCCAUUUUCACAGAAAUCACAUAAGCUGCCCUAAUACUGUUUGUGAAGACUAACGAAACAAAGAUGGUUUUUCAUUCUAACUAGCUUUCCAGGUGUAAGUUACCUAUUAUUAAUGUAAUUCCGCUAAUGUAAUUCAGUAUUAUCCUCUUGUUAAAUGUGUAAAAAUAUCUUAAAAUAAAACAAUUUCUCCCCAGAA
Molecule: messenger RNA, 2533 nt
Organism: Ailuropoda melanoleuca (giant panda)
Lineage: Eukaryota; Metazoa; Chordata; Mammalia; Carnivora; Ursidae
Gene: HSDL2
Product: hydroxysteroid dehydrogenase like 2
Exons: 13
Coding region: 386-1888 (500 amino acids)
Cellular component (GO): mitochondrion
Source: RefSeq, a predicted model, not a curated record